AUGAGCGAACAAACGAAGCCACGGCUUGUUAUCCCCGUCACGCAGUGGGGACGCACGCAUUCCUCAACAUAUCAUACAACCAAGAUACACGCAUUCCUCAACGCCAAACCAUACCUUGAGUGGAACAAAGUAUCGCCACGUUUCACCCCACGAGUUCAUCUCCUAACGGCUCAUUUCUUGAAUCGAGCAUACCCGUCGACGUUCGCGUCCCCACUGCGUGACGGGGAUAACAAGCCGUGGCUUCGUUUGUUCGCUCAUUUCACGAACAGGAAAGCGAACGACGUUGUACGAUAUGUUCGCUUGGCUUUCGAUGCGCAACGACACUCUGGCAAAGACGGUUUCGAGGUCAUCGAGCGAGCUCCCGAGGAUCUGAUUCGCGACGGACCUCCGACCCCCGACUUACGAUUUUUCAGCUUCACGGGGCGCACUCAUCCGUCCCUGCCGUCUUCAUCGGCCGAGCGAUUUAAUUGA
Molecule: messenger RNA, 471 nt
Organism: Microbotryum saponariae
Lineage: Eukaryota; Fungi; Basidiomycota; Microbotryomycetes; Microbotryales; Microbotryaceae
Source: the annotation of a GenBank genome assembly